GGUUUGAGAAGUCGCUGCGGGAGAAGAAAGGUUUCAUCAUCAAGCAGAUGAAGGAGGAUGGGGCUUGUUUAUUCCGGGCUGUGGCUGAUCAGGUCUAUGGAGACCAGGACAUGCAUGAAGUGGUCCGGAAGCACUGUAUGGACUACCUGAUGAAGAAUGCCGAUUACUUCUCCAACUAUGUGACUGAAGAUUUCACCACCUACAUCAACCGGAAGCGGAAAAACAAUUGCCACGGCAACCACAUUGAGAUGCAGGCCAUGGCGGAGAUGUACAACCGGCCCGUGGAGGUGUACCAGUAUGGCACAGAGCCCAUCAACACCUUCCACGGCAUCCAACAGAACGAGGACGAGCCCAUCCGGGUCUCCUACCACCGCAACAUCCACUACAACUCCGUGGUGAACCCCAACAAGGCCACCAUCGGCGUGGGGCUGGGGCUGCCCUCCUUCAAGCCAGGGUACGCGGAGCAGUCGCUGAUGAAAAGCGCCAUCAAGACGUCGGAGGAGUCGUGGAUCGAGCAGCAGAUGCUGGAGGACAAGAAGCGAGCGACCGACUGGGAGGCCACGAACGAGGCCAUCGAGGAGCAGGUGGCCCGAGAGUCCUACCUGCAGUGGCUGCGGGACCAGGAGAAACAAGCCAGACAGGUGAGGCCUCCCCCCCAGCCCCGGAAAGCCAGCGCCACCUGCAGCUCGGCCACGGCAGCGGCGACCAGCGGGCUGGAGGACUGGAGCAGCCGCUCCCCGCGCCAGCGCAGCUCGGCCCCGUCCCCCGAGCACCCCGACCUGCACGGCGAGAUCACCGCCCUGAAACCGCCCUCCCCGGGCGCCGCCGCCGCCCUGGCGCUACCCAAGCCGCCCUCGCCCUGCGCGCCAGGCACAAGCAGUCAGUUAUCGGCAGGAGGCGGCCGAGCGACCCCACCCUUAGUGUCCUUGUACCCGGCCCUGGAGUGCCGGGCCAUCAUGCAGCAGAUGUCCCCUACUGCGUUCGGUCUGACGGACUGGGACGAGGACGAGAUCCUGGCCUCGGUGCUGGCGGUCUCGCAGCAGGAAUACUUGGAGAGCAUGAAGGGAUCCCUGCACAGAGACAGCCCUGCCGACAAGAGUUGA
This is a messenger RNA of Emys orbicularis (European pond turtle), 1103 nucleotides long. It is a transcript of the gene OTUD5, whose product is annotated as OTU deubiquitinase 5. Gene Ontology annotation, biological process: protein deubiquitination. NCBI's taxonomy places the organism in Eukaryota, Metazoa, Chordata, Testudines, Emydidae. The transcript has 8 exons. The coding region runs from base 48 to 1103 and encodes 351 amino acids. Gene Ontology annotation, molecular function: cysteine-type deubiquitinase activity. The record is from RefSeq and is a predicted model, not a curated record.